Molecule: messenger RNA, 438 nt
Organism: Xylaria bambusicola
Lineage: Eukaryota; Fungi; Ascomycota; Sordariomycetes; Xylariales; Xylariaceae
Product: Mss4-like protein
Exons: 2
Coding region: 1-438 (145 amino acids)
Molecular function (GO): carbon-sulfur lyase activity
Source: RefSeq, a predicted model, not a curated record
AUGGCAUCAGAGACGAUCACGCGAGGGUCUUGUCUUUGCGGCAAGAUCCAGUACGAGAUCACGGGAAAGCUAGACAACAACAACAUGUGCUGGUGCAUCAGCUGUCGGAAGGUGACGGGCUCUGUGGCCAUGGCCAACACAUGGUGUAUGAAAGAGAACUUCAAGCUGCUCCAAGGAGAAGACUCGCUCAAGAUCUACUUUGACCGCUCAUGCGACUCGGGGGGGUGCAUCGAGCGCGGGUUCUGCACGUCGUGUGGCUCGACCAUGAUCUCGGAGAACCGCGAGAAGUUCCCUGGCGCGUACAUCGUUCCCGUAGGAUCUAUGGACAUCGAUCCGAGCACGGCGGACUGGGCACCGAAAGCUGAGUACUACGUCAAGCGCAAGGUCCCUUGGAUCGAGACGCCGGACAACACGACCAAGUACACAGAGCUAUGGUAG